Molecule: messenger RNA, 3015 nt
Organism: Lepus europaeus (European hare)
Lineage: Eukaryota; Metazoa; Chordata; Mammalia; Lagomorpha; Leporidae
Gene: BCAT1
Product: branched chain amino acid transaminase 1
Exons: 11
Coding region: 72-1241 (389 amino acids)
Biological process (GO): L-valine biosynthetic process; L-leucine biosynthetic process
Cellular component (GO): mitochondrion
Molecular function (GO): branched-chain-amino-acid:2-oxoglutarate transaminase activity
Source: RefSeq, a predicted model, not a curated record
GCCGGGGACCGCGACACUCCGGGUCCGGCUCUCGGCUCAGUUCCAGCUACACCCUCACGGCCAAGCCAACCAUGAAGGACUGCAGUAAGGCGUGUGCCGCGGAAGGUGCCGGAGACCGAGGAGAUGGAGGAGCCGGAGAGGUGGCGAAGACGUUCCAGGCUAAAGAUCUAAUAAUCACACCAGCCACCAUUUUAAAAGAGAAACCAGACCCGAGUGGUCUGGUGUUUGGAAGUGUGUUCACCGAUCACAUGUUGACAGUGGAGUGGUCGUCUGAGGGUGGAUGGGAGAAGCCCCACAUCCAGCCUUUUCAGAACCUCUCGCUGCAUCCUGGAUCUUCAGCUUUGCAUUAUGGAGUGGAGUUGUUUGAAGGACUGAAGGCGUUCCGAGGAGUAGAUAAUAAGAUCCGAUUGUUCAGACCCCAUCUCAACAUGGAUAGAAUGCUCCGAUCGGCUGUGAGGACAACAUUGCCGGGAUUUGAUAAGGAAGAGCUUUUGGAGUGUAUUCAACAACUUGUGAAAUUAGAUCAAGAGUGGGUCCCUUCUUCAACAUCUGCCAGUCUAUAUAUUCGGCCUGCAUUCAUCGGAACUGAGGCUUCUCUUGGAAUCAAGAAGCCUACGAAAGCCCUGCUCUUUGUGAUCUUGAGCCCAGUGGGACCUUAUUUUUCAAGUGGUGCCUUCAAUCCUGUGUCCCUGUGGGCCAACCCAAAGUAUGUAAGAGCCUGGGAAGGGGGAACUGGAGCCUACAAGAUGGGAGGGAAUUACGGCUCUUCUCUUUUUGCGCAAUGUGAAGCAGUGGAGCAUGGGUGUCAGCAGGUGCUGUGGCUCUAUGGAGAGGACAAUCAGAUAACCGAAGUUGGGACUAUGAAUCUUUUCCUUUACUGGAUCAACGAAGAUGGAGAAGAAGAACUGGCAACUCCUCCGCUAGAUGGCAUCAUUCUUCCAGGAGUGACGAGGCAGUGCAUUCUGGACCUGGCACACAAGUGGGGUGAGUUUAAGGUGUCAGAGCGGUACCUCACCAUGGAUGACUUGACAGCUGCCCUGGAGGGGAACAGAGUGAAGGAGAUGUUUGGCGCUGGGACAGCGUGUGUUGUUUGCCCAGUUUCUGGGAUCCUAUACAAGGGCGAGAAAAUGCACAUUCCAACCAUGGAGAACGGUCCUAAGCUUGCAAGCCGUAUCUUGGGCAAAUUGACUGAUAUCCAGUAUGGAAGAGAAGAAAGUGACUGGACAAUUGUAUUAUCCUGAAAGGAAAAUACAAGACCUCAACCGUAUGAGCUUGGGAUGAACCCGUUGCAAUGGAAUUGUGAUAGAUUCCUUUGGCUACCUGUCAGUUGUCCUAAUGUAGCUUGUAGGAUCAGUAUAUUACAAGGGUGAUUCUCUUCUUAGGCUAGAGAAAAUGAAUUGCAGUCAUUCAUGGUGUUCUGUAAGCUUGGUAGUAGCUUAUGUUCCCUUUUCCUAGAAAGCCAUCUAACAUAGGACUUUGCUCAGUAAUUUGAGUGCCUCCCUUAGUCCUUCACUUAGAUACAACAAUGUUUACUCCUUGGUAUAAAUUAUACACUCCUCCUCCGCCAAACUCAGUGUUUUUGUAUGUGGGUUUGAAAGCUGAUUGAAAUGCAUUUCAUGGGUAGUGUUCCAUGUAUCACAUCUUUAUCCUUGGAAAGUGUUUGCUUUUUUAACUCAAGACUGAAAAACCGGAUUUUCUUCACCUUACGGUUUUGCAGACCACUAGGUCCAUCCUAGGGGCCAUAUCUCCCUUCUUGCUGGUGCCAUAGUGUGCUCCAAGCUCAACCUGUAUGUCAGACCUGAGCACGGGUCUACCAUGCCCUUUCCACUCGGCAGUGCCAUUGGCUGUCAGGCAUCUACAAGACAGGAAAUCGUAUGCUUAUAAGACCUUUGGAUCCCCAGUGCCUGUUGCACACUAGGUACUCAAGUCCAUGGUAUACCUGGUGAAUGAAUGACCAUGUAGCUUCUGUACAAGUGCAUUUUGUUCCUCUAUUAUGAGUCCUCCUUCUUAGAAUUAGUGAUGGAUUCUGACUUUGUGUGUGUUUACCUCAUGCCUUGUUUUCCAUGGACUACUUAAUCAGGAUAGGUACUCAGAGGCACAGUUAGUUGGAGGAAUCAUUUCCUGGUUGAAGACCACUUUGAGACUGAAACAGUCAUCCUGGAGAGAAAUCAUAAUAUCACACCCAGCAAAUGGAAAUAGCAAAUGUUAUACUCCAUGUGUUAAAUACAAAAUAGAUGGUCUUUCAUGUCGGGGAUAGGUAAAAAACAAAGAGGUAUAUGCUGUUGUUGUAAGUGGUCUUUUCUGUUGAUUGGAGACCAAGUGAGCACACGGAGACAGAGGGGAAGAGCUGUGAAUUAGAGUUGCGUGCUAACUGGUUUAUCUAGGAGAAAGUUAAAUCUUGAUAGGAAACAUUUGUCCUUGGACAGUCAACUCUCAGAUACUGAAUUUUGGUUUUCUUCAGUUCAAAUCAUUUUCAUUUUACUUAUCAUAUUUUAUUGGUUUUUUUCAGAGCAAGGGGUAAAUACAUUCUAAAAGUUUCCUUAAGACAUUUAUCAGCAUGUAGUAAAUGGACUUUGAAUCUCUUCCAAAACUUUCUACCUUAGGGUCACUUUGAGAAUUGAAUGGCAAAAUGGACGUUAACAAAGUGUAAGAUGAAAAGACUGGUGGCAGUAUCUUUGGGGAGAGUUUUAAUUGGAGAUCUAAGCCUUGGGGAGGGCUCUCCUUUUCAGAUCUUCUGUGCUCCUGUCUCACCAAGUGGCAUCUAAGGGGAUGCUUUGGCUUAGCUAAAUUCAUUCCCCUCAUUCUGAAUACAGUAGCCUCGAAAAAAAAUUUCAGGUAAUUUUAAUGAUCAUCUAAUGCAUAAUAACUAGAAUCUGUUCCUAUGAGAAAUGGAAAUGACUUGUUUGCCAUAAAUAUAUUUUAUACACAGGACAUGCCCAUUGUGAAAGUUAGAGAACAUUGAUUUUGUCAGAUUGCUUUUCCAGAGAGCAUUUUAUGCCCUUUCUACCAGACUCA